AAAUUAAUGCCAAAAUGUUUUCGCUUCGUGUGGCAGGGGUAAAACCCCGAAAAUUUAUGCCGAAAUGUCAAACGUAUUGUUUACAUCUGUGUUUUGGCCGCUAAAGUUGAUUUCCGAAUAAAUUUUGCAGUUUUUAAAGAUUUUGUUGCUGUUACAGCGAUUGUAGAUCUUCCUUCUCUUCGUUUCGCUACGUUAAAGAAAUGGAACUGCUUGUAAAUGAUUCUGAGUGGAUGAGGCAUUUCAUGGUCGUCGCUAAUUAUCUGCAUAACAGACGACGACAUGAGCAGAGGCGGCGACAACGAAGAUGGUGGAUGCGGCCAAUGUUCUUCCGUCGGGAAGAAGACGGCAACGUUCUGCUCCAAAACAUACUGGAAGAGCAGAUGAACGACACAAUUAUAAAAUUUCUCAGGAUGAGAAUGGAAGAUUUUUAUUUCCUGGAAUCGUUGGUCCUGCAUCGAAUACAACGCAUGAACACGAAUAUGAGGCAUCCGGUAACGGCUAGGGAAAGGUUGAUGAUAACGCUGCGCUUCUUAGCGACGGGGGAGUGCUACUCAAGUCUGCAGUUUUUGUUUCGGGUAUCCAGACAAGCUAUCGGGAAGAUCGUGCCUGAUGUAUGCGAGGCUUUAAUGGAAGCGCUGCAGGACUACGUAAAGCUACCAUCGACCAGACAAGAGUGGCUAGACAUUUCAAAACGCUUUAAACAACGUUGGGGCUUUCCUCAUGCAAUUGGCGCUAUCGAUGGCAAACAUAUUCCCAUCAUAGUGCCAAACAAUGCCGGUAACAUGUACUUUAACUAUAAGCACUUCAAUAGUAUAGUUAUGCUAGCAUUAGUUGAUGCUGACUACAAAUUCUUAUACGUAAACGUUGGAGGCCAGGUUAGCAUAUCAGACGGAGGAAUUUUUAGGAAUACACAACUUUAUCGCGAACUAGAAAAUAAGGCUUUGGAUAUUCCAGAGCCAGAACCCAUUACAGUUCCAUACCUGCAAAAAGUACCUUACUUUAUAUUGGGAGAUAAGGCAUUUGCAUUUACUGACUACUGCAUUCGACCCUAUGGAGGACAAAAUCUAAGAGCAAUUGAGCGACACUUUAACUAUCGCCACUCACGAGCUCGAAUGCCAGUAGAGGAUACCUUUGGUAUUUUCUCAAAUCGGUUUAAAAUUGCAAAAGGACCUAUUUAUGUGCCAACCGAUGUUGCGCAAAAGACCAUUAUUACCGCCGUAUAUGUACAUAAUUUUUUACGUGUAAGAAUUUCCCGACGAACAGCGACGACGCAAGACAUACAUUUCAAUAGAGAAGGAGAAAUGCCAUUACAAAGCUUAAUUCCAAUAACAAAUAGACCUUCCGAAAGGCUUGCGUCGAUUCGUAAUCACAUAGCGAAUCACCUGUUUUUCAAUGAUAUAUCUGGCAAUUCUCUUUAAGUUCCUUAAUGAUAUAUCUUUUAAUUAACUGACCCUACGCUUUUAAUUAUUUAUAUUAUAAAGUUAUAUAUUACUUACUGUAUCAGUUGUGUUGACGACGUCCAAAGACUCGGAGAGAAACGUCAUGGAUUGAUAGGCAAACCAGCGCGGUGUAUAAAUUUCGUCGCGUCCUACAAAUGAAUAUCGUGCUAUUUUAAGGAAUAUGCUGUAUAAGAUAAUACAUGUUCAGCACCUUACCUGACCCCGUUACUGUGCUUCUCUUCACUUUUGAUCUGUACACACGAAAGCUG
Anopheles darlingi is the source of this 1708-nucleotide messenger RNA. RefSeq lists its product as uncharacterized. Lineage: Eukaryota; Metazoa; Arthropoda; Insecta; Diptera; Culicidae. The record is from RefSeq and is a predicted model, not a curated record. The coding region runs from base 201 to 1418 and encodes 405 amino acids. The transcript has 4 exons.